GCACUCGCAUGUCCACGAGGUAGCUCACCGGGCUGGCAGCUUCCUCUAGCAUUCAAUACCCCGCUUACCUAGCUUCUCAGUUUGUCUCUCACGUUUUGCCGUGACGGGGUGACAGCUGAUAACUCUUUUGCUAGGGUACCAACAGUACUUGCCGGGGUUUAGGUUAGGUCGAAUCCACCGAAAGCGCGGGCUCAUGCUGCCGUUUGAAUUAAACUUUUUCAACAAUAUUUACUCAAACUGUCACUUGUUUUUAUCCAACAAAAAACAUUUACAGAUUGUUGUUAUUUUUCAGCGCUCCCGUUUUACCCGGUGUCAUUGCUUUUAUUGCAAUUUAUUUACUGUGUCAACUGUGCGGUUUUCAAAUACGUGCGUGUAGUGCGAGCGUGACAGCUGGAAGAGGUUAGGUCUCUUUUGCUCAGCGCGCGGGUUUUAAACUUUAUUUUUUUUUUUUUUUAGUGAUUCUAAAUAUUUAUUUAUUUCUUCGCUAGUUAUUAUUUAUUGUAAUUUAUUUAUUCGUUGCGGAUAAAUGACACUAAAAUUCAUGAGAAUGAAUUUUCGACUUGUCAAUAAUCAAUGGUUGUAAAUUUUAAUUAUUUUAAUUAAUAGCUGAAUUUGUUAAAUCUUUCACAACAAGAUUAUCAUCGCACCUCAGCAAUCAUGUGGAAAGACAGCGGUCCAACUAUGGACAAUUCUUCAUAUUUGCCGAAUCAUCUCCCGCCACCGUCCUUGGUCGUGUUUUCACAGGCCGGGGGACUCCCCGAUGGCUUGCGAAUGCAGAGACCCUUCAAUCCACAAGUAACCGAUUCGAAAGAGCUGCAAGUCCCGUUCAGCACCGCCGCGCAACUGGGCUACGGACUUCACCAUAUGUUACACUUGCCACACCAAUUUUUGCAUCCUCUGGACCCACGACUACCCUUUGGAGCGUUUCGUCCCCUGGGACCGUCGGCAUUUGCGCCUCCAAGCAAGUGCCUAAAAGUUGAAACCGGAGGCUCAAGUGUGUCUUCUGGACUGGCGAGCAUCGGCUCGCUGUCAAACAUGUCGAAUAUGUUUUCGCCGUCAUUGCCGUCUUCGGGAGUCGCCGGUGGACUACCUGGCGGUCCGAGUAAUCAAGAAGUAGCUCCGCAAAGUCCAGCUGGCUCCGCGAGUCGUUCACCCCUGGGUACUGGCCCCGGCUCGACUAAUGCCUCUAAUCGCGGACCCAGUCCUGAUGAUGAUGAUCGCGACACAAAUGCUACGCCUGGUUCCGAGAACACCGAACGGUCUACGCCCGAGGAAGGACGGCCCUACAGACUGGGGCCAGUAUUCGGGGGUCGAUGCGGCGCAGAGGCGCUUGGUUUGGGUCUAGGACUGUCACUGGGCCCAGCCUACAGGUUCGCUCUGCCCCCGGGACUCGCUGCCAAGACCACCCGUUGUCUUGUACAAGACCAAGGUAAAAAAAAGUUUUCAUCCGACCCGUCAUGUUGUCCGGUUUGCGGCGUUACAGUAAGACCGCAAGAACUCGAGCAGCAUUUCGCCCAAGAAUUAGAUCGGCUUUACAAGGUAUCUGUCAAUAAUUCUCGACCGCGACAGAGGUUAUCGUUGCCGCCGGGACACCAAGAUCACCAACAUGGACCGAUGCUUCAUGCUCCUUCCACUACUGAUGGAACGAUACAGGGACGCUGGGAGACUUAUAAAAGGAUUCGAGCUAAUCGUCAAGCGAGAAUCCGUGUCAAAAACCGUAAGAGAAAAGCAGAUGAGCCAGUGUGUCCCGUAUGCAACGAACGGCUCUCAGGUACUCCAGAAGAGCUGAACCAGCACGUGGAGCGAUGCUUAGCGAAGCACAACGGUGGAAAUCCGGGGUCACAUGUAAAUUUGGACGACGAAGAAGUCGACGUGGAGGGUGACGCGGAAACAUUUGAAGAGUACGAAUGGGCCGGCCAGAGAAGGAUCCGAGCCACCUCGAUGCUAGUCGGUGGAUUCUCCGCUGCCGGAUUAGCCACGGCAACGAGCAAUCGCUCAAGUAACCAAGAAGAAGAGGAGGAUUUGGUGGUCGACGGGGAUGACGCGGCGCAAUUUGGGCCAGCUCAGUACUCGGAAGCCGACGUGAUAGCUCCUCGGGGUGAAGGCUCGUUAAGGGAGCAAAAAGAGCGCGAUGCAUUGCGCGAGGCGGUUAUUUCCCCGAACGCCCCGCUGACGCCUCACACGCCACCCGACCAGCCCCAUGGCGCCCAGGUCGACGUCAAAUCCGAACCAGGUACCAAUAAUAAUUCCAUGUCCGUGUCGCCUUCUUCUACGCCACGACAGCGCUCUGACAGUGAUGACGCUGGAUCCACGUCGUCUCCGAAAAGGGAGGGCAGCGACGUCCCCAUCGUCGACGCUCUGCGCAGCAGGAUUCGCGAACUCGAAAAUGAAAUGCGGGGUCAACCUUUCAAGUGUUUAAUUUGUAUGGAGCAAUACAAAAAACCUGUAACUUCAGUCUGUUGUUGGCACGUUCAUUGCGAGCAGUGUUGGUUACACACUCUGGGCGCGAAAAAAUUGUGUCCGCAGUGCAACAUGAUCACCUCGCCGUCGGAUUUACGGCGCAUUUAUAUGUGAAACAUAGUAACAACAAUCCUGGUAAAAACCGAUAAAAGUGAGGGAGAUAAAAGACCUAGUCUUAAAAGCGAGUACGCAGAUAAUGAUUUUACCAGCAAUUAAACUUUUAUGGACUCUAAAGAACAAAUUAUUGUACAUUUUGUAUAUUUCACUUAAAUUUAUUGAUUCAAGUCCUGUUGUCAAUUUAGCGUUAGUAAAUUAACUCUAGAUUAUAAUUUAAAGAUAUUAAAUAAUUGUAACUGACUAUUAAUAACAAUAAUAACUAUUAAAAUAAUAAUGAUAUUAAUUAAAUAAAUAAAUAGUAUUACUGUGCCCGCCUAAAAUUUAUCUGAAUAAAGUCACUACUAACUAGAUAAAAUAACUUAACUUUUAUCUAAAAUGCACUCAUGUAAUACUGUCAAGUUAAUUAACAAAUAGUUGUGGUAAUAAAAAAAAAAAUAAAUAAAUAAAAAAUUUAAUUAACAAAUUGGUGCAUAGAUAAAACGAGAGACUAAGCCUAGAUAGACUUCACUUUAGCUGGAAGAUUAUAUUAAAGUUAAAAGUAAAUAAAUAUAUGAGUCGACGGGCAAUACUCCGUCCGAAGGCAAUUUUUUUUAUGCACAAAAA
Messenger RNA from Cotesia glomerata, 3180 nucleotides. RefSeq names its product E3 ubiquitin-protein ligase Rnf220-like. Gene Ontology annotation, biological process: protein ubiquitination. Bases 658 to 2574 code for a protein of 638 amino acids. Lineage: Eukaryota; Metazoa; Arthropoda; Insecta; Hymenoptera; Braconidae. The transcript has 9 exons. The record is from RefSeq and is a predicted model, not a curated record. Gene Ontology annotation, molecular function: ubiquitin protein ligase activity; metal ion binding.